This is a messenger RNA of Xyrauchen texanus (razorback sucker), 762 nucleotides long. Its product is annotated as forkhead box protein L3-like. Gene Ontology annotation, molecular function: DNA-binding transcription factor activity, RNA polymerase II-specific; RNA polymerase II cis-regulatory region sequence-specific DNA binding. The record is from RefSeq and is a predicted model, not a curated record. The transcript is spliced from 3 exons. Bases 70 to 762 code for a protein of 230 amino acids. NCBI's taxonomy places the organism in Eukaryota, Metazoa, Chordata, Actinopteri, Cypriniformes, Catostomidae. Gene Ontology annotation, biological process: regulation of transcription by RNA polymerase II; cell differentiation; anatomical structure morphogenesis.
UUUGCCUUGGCCAGCUAGAGCCUUUUGCGUUCAAUAAUCAUAAAGGCUUGCCAGCUUGGACUUCUUAUUAUGUUUGACAACUCGCAAUAUCCUUAUAACUGUUUUAACUAUGAUGGCGAUGGAUACCCCACAUGUGGCUCGGAUGAGGUGAAGAAAGUGUGCCGACCGGCUUACAGCUACAUUGCACUAAUAGCAAUGGCUAUACAACAGAGUCCAGAGAACAAAGUUACCCUAUCAGGAAUCUACGAGUUCAUCAUGAAGAGAUUUCCUUAUUACAGAUCCAACCAGAGGGCUUGGCAAAACUCAAUUCGUCAUAACCUCUCUUUAAACAGCUGCUUCAUAAAGGUGCCCCGUACGGAAGGUAACGAGAAAGGAAAAGGUAAUUACUGGACCUUUGCCACAGGCUGCGAGUCCAUGCUGGACCUCUUUGAAAAUGGCAACUUUCGCCGCCGCCGCCGCAGACGCAACUUAAAAAUGGGCCUCAAGGAGCCAAUGGAACCUUUUUUUGCCAUGGACAUUUAUCAGGGCGCUGCAGUAAGAUCCAUGGAUUCAGAUUCUCUCUGCCCUGUGAACACUAGUCAUAGUCUGGCCCAAAUCAACCCACCUCUCAGCAAACCUGAGCCUGAGAUCAAAUUUAGCAUUGACUACAUUCUCUCCACUCCGGACCCUCUUCCUGGGUUCAGAACCACUAACAGUGCAGCUGGAGCUGUGAUUCAUCACCUGGAGCCACAACAUCUAAAUCUACACUUCUGGACCAUGUAA